Molecule: messenger RNA, 1804 nt
Organism: Drosophila montana
Lineage: Eukaryota; Metazoa; Arthropoda; Insecta; Diptera; Drosophilidae
Gene: RIOK2
Product: RIO kinase 2
Exons: 4
Coding region: 74-1726 (550 amino acids)
Biological process (GO): protein phosphorylation; maturation of SSU-rRNA
Cellular component (GO): cytosol; preribosome, small subunit precursor; nucleus
Molecular function (GO): protein serine/threonine kinase activity; ATP binding
Source: RefSeq, a predicted model, not a curated record
GUAAUCGAAUUACCUGCACGUGUAAAACGCAAAACAAAAUAAAUGCACGCAAAUUGUCGAAAACAAUAGUAAAAUGGGUAAAUUAAAUGUUACGGUGCUGCGCUACCUCACCAAGGAGGACUUUCGCGUGUUGACAGCCAUCGAGAUGGGCAUGAAGAAUCACGAACUGGUACCAGGUCCCCUGGCCGCUGCGAUUGCCAAUCUCAAAACGGGUGGGGUGCACAAACUGCUUAAAGAGCUCUGCAAGCACAAAUUGCUAGCCUAUGAGCGUGGCAAGAAGUAUGAUGGCUAUCGUUUAACUAACACGGGCUACGACUAUCUCGCACUGAAGUCCCUCACGCUGCGUGGUUCUGUUAGCUCAUUUGGCAACCAGAUUGGCAUUGGCAAGGAGUCCAACAUUUAUGUAGUUGCUGAUGAAGAUGGCACGCCCAUUUGCCUUAAGCUGCAUCGCCUGGGUCGCACCUGUUUCCGCAACGUUAAAUCAAAGCGCGAUUACCAUGGUCGCCGGCACAAGGCCUCGUGGUUGUAUCUUUCGCGCAUUUCGGCAACGCGGGAGUUUGCCUAUAUGUCUGCCUUAUAUGAUCGUGGCUUUCCCGUGCCCAGGCCCAUCGAUUUCAAUCGCCACUGUGUGCUCAUGGAGCUUGUUAACGGUUGGCCCAUGACACAAGUGCAUGAGCUACUGGAUAUACCACAGGUCUACGAUGAUCUAAUGAAUCUCAUCGUGCGCCUUGGUAACUCGGGUGUCAUUCAUGGAGAUUUCAAUGAGUUUAAUUUGAUGCUCACUGAUGCCGGCAAGCCCAUACUGAUUGACUUUCCUCAAAUGAUGUCCACUUCCCAUGAGAACGCCCAAUUCUUUUUUGAGCGCGACGUCACGUGCGUGCGUGAGAUGUUCCGUCGCAAGUUUGCGUACGAAAGCGAGGAUUAUCCCAAAUUCAGUGACUUGGUGCGCGAAGAUGAUUUAGACGCUGAGGUGCACUGCACUGGCUAUGGAUUCACAAAGGAAAUGGAGCAGGAUUUGCUGCAGGAGUAUGGCAUGAUUAAGGAAGUGGAGGAGGGGGAAGAGGAGGAAGAACAGCUGGCUGAUGAUGAGCCACCAACCUUGGUGCCAGCUGCAGCCGCCGAGAUUGACGAGUGUCGCAGGCAGUUAGAAAAUGAGGUGUCCUAUAGCGAGACAAAGCCUGCACUAAAGUCCGACGAUGCCAUUAGGCGUUACAUUGAAUCGUGCACGCAAUACUUGGGCAAUCUAAGCGUUGGUCCCGAGAUAUCCGAUCAGACUAUAGUGGCAACACCAAAAAUCCUAGAUUCCGAACGGAUGACGUCUAUUCCAACCCAGGAAUCUAGCCAAGCUGUGGCAAACGCUACUGAAGCUGAUUCCAAUACAAUAGAAGCCACUCCCGCAGCUGAAGAUGCGCACUCCAUCAGCUCCAACGACUUGGAAACGGAUGAAAUGCCAGAGCUAGCUGGCCUGGAUCCCAAUUCGCGUAUGUACCGUCUAAAGAUGGUCGAACAGAUGUUAAACGAUGCACGCAGUCAGCGAUCCUUCUCCACCACAGCCAGUACGAUAGCUCCCUCUGUGAUCACAGAUCGCAUACGUCGCAACUUGGAUAUUAAGGAGAAGCGAGAGCAACGCAAACGUUGUGUGGCCAAGGGCGAAGCGAGUGCCGUGCAUCGCCAUCGUAAGGAAAACAAAGAUGUUGUGAAAGAGUACGCGGGGUGGGAUUUUUAAGGAUAAACUCUGUUCUAGCUAACAACACUAUAUAUAAAUAAUAAAAAUGCACAAUAAUCUAUGGUUUUAACUAUACUA